AUGCCCAUCAACCUGAUGCAGCUCGGAGUCGCACUUGCGACAAAGGAGUCGUCGCUGGAAUGGCUCCAAUCCAACGGCAUCCUCCCGAAAACACGAAAGUGUCCCUACUGCGGCACGGUCCUAACGGUAAACCUAUCGGAAAGCGAAUACGGCAAGUUCAGGUGCCAAAAAAAUCACGGGGAUAAUGGGUCUUUUCGACAAUCAGUGACGGCGAACACCUGGCUUGAAGGCACUCGUAUGUCAGCGAGACAGGUGAUCGCACUGACUUACUCUUACGCUAGGGACUACAACUACGACACGGCUGUCAUAGAGUCAUCAUUCGACGGCAAAAAAACAUCACGAGAAACUGUCGCAGAUUGGUACAACUAUUGCAGGGAGCUGUGUGGUAACAUUCUAAAAACUACCUAUUCGGACAUGGGGCAGAUUGGGGGAGACGGCCAUGUCGUAGAGGUAGAUGAAUGCAAAAUUGGGAGGCGAAAAUUCAAUAAGGGGAGGCUCGUAGAGGGGACAUGGGUAAUUGGCAUGAUUGACAUCCAUACUAAUGACCUACGAUUGGAAGUUUGUCGGGACAACAAGCGCGGUGCGAUAACACUACUAUCGCAAAUCAAAAACAAUGUAGAAGAGAAGUCUGUAAUAAUCACUGAUUGCUGGAAAGGCUACAUGGGGCUCGAUCAGAAUGGAUUUGAACACUUGACAGUCAACCAUAGCUUAAACUACAUCGAUCCGGACACAGGGGCCAACACAAACCAAAUUGAGUCACAGUGGAGGCCCCUCAGACAAGAAUUGGCAAGGCGGGGCGUCAAAAAUGACAGCAUGGGGGAGCAUCUGUUAGAGUUUUUAUGGCAAUCAGGACACAUUUGA
Molecule: messenger RNA, 861 nt
Organism: Ornithodoros turicata
Lineage: Eukaryota; Metazoa; Arthropoda; Arachnida; Ixodida; Argasidae
Exons: 1
Coding region: 1-861 (286 amino acids)
Source: RefSeq, a predicted model, not a curated record